Messenger RNA from Aphanomyces invadans, 479 nucleotides. RefSeq names its product ribosomal protein L17. The record is from RefSeq and is a predicted model, not a curated record. Gene Ontology annotation, molecular function: structural constituent of ribosome. The coding region runs from base 20 to 424 and encodes 134 amino acids. Gene Ontology annotation, cellular component: large ribosomal subunit; ribosome. The transcript has a single exon. Gene Ontology annotation, biological process: translation. NCBI's taxonomy places the organism in Eukaryota, Oomycota, Saprolegniomycetes, Saprolegniales, Verrucalvaceae.
UGGAUUUGCGCCAUUGAUCAUGCGCCAUCGUCUUGCGUUCCGUCGCCUCGGCCGUCCCACCGGUCACCGCCUCGCGCUUCUGCGCAACCAAGUGACAUCUCUCAUUGAGCAUGAACGUAUUCAAACCACAUUGCCCAAGGCGAAGGAACUCCGCCGCUUGGCGGACCAAGUGAUUACGCUGGCAAAGAAAAACGACCUGCCCGCGCGCCGCGAAGCCGAAGGGAUCGUCCGAACCAAGCCCAUGUUCGACAAGCUGUUUGACGUGUUGGGCCCUCGUUAUGAAGACCGAGCAGGGGGAUACACUCGCAUCUUGAAGAGUGGCUUCCGAUACGGCGACAACGCUGAAAUGGCCGUCAUCGAGUAUAUCGACCGACCAGGCGAGUUGCGACGCCCUCGCCCCGGCACCGCGAAGAAGAGCGAAUAGAUCUGUUAAGGAAUACUACAUGCAAGCAAGAAGAAACCUCGCGUCUCUCGCCGCA